Molecule: messenger RNA, 1079 nt
Organism: Drosophila elegans
Lineage: Eukaryota; Metazoa; Arthropoda; Insecta; Diptera; Drosophilidae
Gene: Vm26Ab
Product: vitelline membrane protein Vm26Ab
Exons: 1
Coding region: 541-1017 (158 amino acids)
Source: RefSeq, a predicted model, not a curated record
CAAAUGGAUAUGGGCGCCGUUUUCCCGCUCCAAGUCCGUUGAUCAGCAUCAGUCCAGCCCGUCUCCUAAAUCGCCUGUAGUACUGCUGGUUCAUCUCGGAGUAAAAGUUGGUGGGCAGGAGGUGGGUCCAGCCCUGAUCGGCAAUGGGUCGCUCCAGAAACUGAAACGUCUGAGACGUCGAUGCGGAAGCGACUUCGGCGGCCAUGGGCCAGGUCGAAUUUAAGGUCACCAGAACGCAGACCAGAAACCAGAACGUCAUCGUCGGAGUCGUUUGUAAAGCCAGGUGGCCAGGUGGCCAGUGUCCGGCACCCAAUGCACUGCCUCCAAGUCGCUAAUACAAGUAGUUCUGGGUCGUCAGCGUUUUUCGAUGUACAUACCCAAUUGCACUUUUCCGAUCGGUGUCGUUCCACUCCGGCAGUGCGAUCAGCGUUUUCGGCAGGGGCUAUAAAGUGGCUUGGCUCGGGGGGUUCGACCAACAGUCACCCUUGGUUCGCCACUUCAGCAGCAAGCAGAGACAGCUAGAGAAUCCCUCCCAUCGCCAUGGCAUUCCACAUUGCUCACCUUCUCAUCGCCGGCCUCUUGGCUUUGUCCACCGUGUCCUCCGAGACCAUCCAGCUGCAGCCCACGCAGGGCAUCCUCAUCCCGGCGCCUCUGGCCGAGAACAUCCGCGUGUCGCGUGCCGCCUACGGCGGAUACGGAGCUCCAGCUGCUGCCCCCGCCGCCGCCUCCUACGCCGCCCCCGCUGCCCCCGCCGCCGCCUCGUAUGCCGCUCCAGCUGCCUACUCCGCUCCCGCUGCCCCCGUCUACUCACCCCCCGCUGCUGCUCCCGCCUACGCCGCCCCCGCCCCUGCACCGGCCUCCAUCCCGUCGCCGCCGUGCCCCAAGAAUUACCUGUUCAGCUGCCAGCCCUCCCUGCAGCCCGUGCCCUGCUCCGCCCCAGCUCCGUCCUACGGAUCCGCCGGCGCCUACUCGCAGUACGUGCCCCAGUACGCCGUACCCUUCGUCCGGGAACUGUAAGGCAACGUAACGAGGCGAACUGGAAAACCGAGUCUAUGAAUAAAGUAAAGCGUGUAUGAAAA